Poeciliopsis prolifica (blackstripe livebearer) is the source of this 2143-nucleotide messenger RNA. RefSeq lists its product as uncharacterized. The transcript is spliced from 11 exons. Bases 75 to 1304 code for a protein of 409 amino acids. The record is from RefSeq and is a predicted model, not a curated record. Lineage: Eukaryota; Metazoa; Chordata; Actinopteri; Cyprinodontiformes; Poeciliidae.
GAGCCGCGUCACAACCACCCGGCGCACGAGCUCACAGGAAGUCAUCCCGGGACGGACAAAAAGGGACGAAAAACAUGAAGAAGUUUUUGGGCAAGAAAAAGGUGGCAAGAAUGAACAGCACCAAGCCUUUAAUGGAGAACAACGACUAUGACGGCCCUGUAUCUGCAACACGACAGCUCUCGCAGGAGCUUCGUCCAGUGUGUUCUGAUGACACUUUAGGCAGUGAGCAGCGAACUCAGAGUUCCAAGCAAGUGAGCUUCCCAGAACUUCCAUCAGACCUGGGAAAACAUCUGGAUCAGCAUCUGGAAGCAGUAGACGAAAUAAUCAAAAAUAAUCACGUCACAUCUGGAGAUGACUUCCUCUGCCAGAUUCGUACUCACAUUGAUGCUCUGCUCCAGAACAUCACCACCACCAAGAGCUGUGUAAUCCUGACCAACUGGAUCUCACAGAGGAAGGAUCAGCUUGAUCACUCCGAGCUUGGUCUACUGGAUGAACGGGAAUUAAAAACAGAGGACAAACUGCUGGAGAUAGUAAAGGUGGAAGUCAUAGAUUCCCUGAGAAAAAUCCUGGAUGCUGAUCGAACACAGAUGGAUUACAGCGAGGAGGCCUACGCUCAGCUUUAUGUGGACGUUAUUCAGUGUACUAAUGCCAUGCCCAAAUUAGUACAGAAGAGAUUACUGAGUAAUAAGGUGAAAAAGGUUUGCUUUCAAGAGCUGCAGAGUUUUGUGGAAAGGUACAACACAGAGCAAGAGGAGAUACUCUGUAAAAAAGCUGAAGCAUGGAGGGGAAAGCCAGAAAGCAUACACUUCCUGAAGACUCUGAGAACAUGUAAAGAGCUACGGCAGCACAUCCGGGCUGAAGGAAGCGUUAAAGCAGGCUCUGUUGACAAAACAAAGAAAAUACUUCAAAAGUUGGAGGCUCGCACUCUGGAGCUUAUAAAGAAAAUUGCAACCGAACUUGCUGAGAGCUGUCUGAAGGAUUACUUCAGAUCUCCCAGCAAGCCAAGUGGGAGGUCUUUACUCCACCAGCCUGGUGAAAGACACUGUGAGCUGUUUGACUCCUUGCGGCAUCAGUUUCCCAAGCUGCCUUAUGCUGUGGAUGAACAAAUGAUGGUGAUGAAUGAGGUUUAUAAGGUUGUUGCUGACUCUUACCUCAACCAUCUCCUCCUAAAAAGUCAGCUUGUACUGAAAAGCAAUGGAGUUCUGAUGUUGGUAAAGCAGUCAAGGAGGAUGCCGAUGAGCUUCAUGCCACCAUCUCAGAUCUGGCUCCUGGUGUCCAGCAGUGGAAUCACCUGCUACUACUGAUCCACGAGGUGUUAAACUGCAAGGACCUCUCCUCAGUCAAGCUCACCAUUGCAUUGAAACAAGAAGACAUUGGGAAGCAGAGUGAGGACAUGGAGUUCAUACCCAAACUGCUGAAGUGGAAGGGUCUUUCAGAAGGUCAAAUCACAGAAGUUCUGGAUGCUUUACCUGGAGGUUCACCCAAACCCAAGUCUAAACCCUCAUAUUUGCGUUCCUGUUGUUUCUCCUGCUUCUGCUGCAGCUGAACUGCAAGCAGCUGCACAAACCUGACACAUGUAAAGUUUGUAAACGUGUCGAUAAAACACAUUACGUUAAGACCAAACCACAUCUACUCUAAAUCGCUUUCAUUCAGGUGUGAAUUUUUCAACAAAGAAAAAAAAGGUCCUCUGUAAAAAUGCGAACUUUCAAAGACUGCUUCCUGCACCUUUAUCAUAACUGAGCCAUGCAUUCUCAGGUUGUGUUUUGGGGUUGGUUUUGUUUUUGUCUGACUCAAUAUUCUUCAGCUUGUGUGUGAUAUGUAGCGGUCUGUCUUAACUCCAGGUUCUUCAUUUAGGAAUCGGCAUUCUGUGUUUUGUCGUCUCUUUUGUUGCAGUGAGUUUUUCCGCUCGCUCCGUUUUGUGCUUUUCUUUACACGAUCUGCUUCAGAAUGUGUUUCAGAAACAGCAACAAGCUUUUUGAUGUUGAUAGUUUACUGUCAAAUAGCCCUGGUUUCGUCAUGCAUUACAUUUUGUUUGUGAUGAUUCAUAUGAAUUGAGGUACCAAGGAGUUUCUAGAAUAUUCAGAAGAGUUUAACAAUAAUAUGGUACAGGCAAACUCCUUCCCUUACUGAUCAUAUGUUUUGU